Molecule: messenger RNA, 939 nt
Organism: Hippopotamus amphibius kiboko
Lineage: Eukaryota; Metazoa; Chordata; Mammalia; Artiodactyla; Hippopotamidae
Product: olfactory receptor 7A5-like
Exons: 1
Coding region: 1-939 (312 amino acids)
Biological process (GO): G protein-coupled receptor signaling pathway
Cellular component (GO): membrane
Molecular function (GO): G protein-coupled receptor activity; olfactory receptor activity
Source: RefSeq, a predicted model, not a curated record
AUGGAACCAGGAAACCAUACUCAGGUUUCAGAAUUUAUUCUGCUUGGAUUCUCAGAAGAGGCAGAGCUGCAGCCUCUCAUCUUUGGGCUGUUUCUGUCCAUGUACUUGCUCACUUUUACUGGGAACUUGCUCAUCAUCCUGGCCACAAUCUCAGACUCCCACCUCCAUACCCCCAUGUACUUCUUCCUCUCCAACCUGUCCUUUGCAGACAUCUGUUUCACCUCCACCACCAUCCCAAAGAUGCUGUGGAACAUCCAGCUAAAGAGCAAAGCCAUCACCUAUGAAGGCUGCCUCUGCCAGAUGUACUUUUUCAUGCUCUUUGUACAUUUGGACAACUUUCUGCUGAGUGCAAUGGCCUAUGACCGGUUUGUGGCCAUCUGUCACCCCCUGCAUUACACAGGCAUCAUGAACCCCCAGCUCUGUGGCUUCCUGCUUCUGGUAUCCUGGUUACUGAGUGUUCUGGAUUCUUUGUUAAAUGGCUUACUGGUGUUGCGGCUGUCCCUGUGUGCUGGCCCGGAAAUCCCCCACUUUUUUUGUGAAAUCAAUCAGGUGCUUGAACAUGCCUGUUCUGACAACUUUCUUAAUCACAUAGUGCUGUAUUUUGCAUCUUGUCUUCUGGGUUUUAUCACACUUACCUUUAUUCUUUUCUCUUACUCUAAAAUUGUUUUCUCUAUUCUGAGAAUUUCAUCAGCUAGAGGCAAGUAUAAAGCAUUCUCCACCUGUGGCUCUCACCUCUUUAUUGUUUCCUUGUUCUAUGGAACAGGACUUGGGGUGUACAUGAGUUCUGCCAUGACCCCAGAUUCCAAGGUCAGUACAAUAGCUUCAGUUAUGUACACAGUGGUGACACCCAUGCUGAAUCCUUUUAUAUACAGUCUGAGGAAUAAGGACAUAAAAGUUGCUUUGUUAAGUCUUGUCACUACUAUAACUUUCAGAGAGUGA